Camponotus floridanus (Florida carpenter ant) is the source of this 1129-nucleotide messenger RNA. RefSeq names its product phosphoglycerate mutase 1 (gene Pglym78). NCBI's taxonomy places the organism in Eukaryota, Metazoa, Arthropoda, Insecta, Hymenoptera, Formicidae. The record is from RefSeq and is a predicted model, not a curated record. The transcript has 3 exons. Gene Ontology annotation, biological process: glycolytic process. The coding region runs from base 142 to 906 and encodes 254 amino acids. Gene Ontology annotation, molecular function: intramolecular phosphotransferase activity.
GUCGUAAGAAUAAUUCAAAAAGGCUAGACUUCUCUCGAGAAGCGGGAGUGGGAAGAAUUCAACAGCUGAGUACGAGUAUCGACUUUUACACUUCGCUCUCAAGAUCUUCUUAUCUGCAAUAGUCACGAUUUCACAAAAAACAUGUCGAAAUACAAGAUUGUUAUGGUUCGCCACGGUGAGAGCGAGUGGAAUAAGUUGAACCUCUUUUGCGGAUGGUACGAUGCCGAUCUAUCGGACAAAGGUAAAAGCGAAGCUGUGUCUGCGGGAAAAGCUCUCAAAGAUGCAGGCCUCACGUUCGAUAUAGCUCAUACAUCGGUGCUUACGAGAGCGCAGGAAACUCUCAAGGCAAUCCUAAAGGAGAUCAAUCAAGAGGAUCUACCUGUCCAAAAGACAUGGCGCUUAAAUGAGCGACAUUAUGGCGGCUUGACCGGCAUGAAUAAAGCGGAGACAGCUGCCAAGUAUGGCGAGGAGCAGGUGCAAAUCUGGCGGAGAUCGUUUGAUGUACCACCACCACCGAUGGAAACGGAUCACAAGUAUUACGAUACAAUAGUAAAGGAUCCGCGUUAUGCCGAUGGUCCUAAACUUGAGGAAUUCCCCAAGUUUGAAUCUCUCAAGUUAACAAUCGAGAGAACGUUACCUUAUUGGAACGAUACAAUUAUUCCUCAGUUGAAGGAAGGCAAGAAAAUUAUAAUAGCCGCCCAUGGAAACAGUUUACGCGGCAUAGUAAAACAUCUCGAUCAAAUGACCAAUGAUCAAAUCAUGGGAUUGAAUCUACCGACUGGUAUUCCAUUUGUGUAUGAAUUGGAUGAGAACUUGAAGCCUGUUGUUUCUAUGAAAUUCUUGGGUGACGAAGAGACGGUUAAAGCAGCAAUGGCUGCAGUCGCCGCACAAGGAAAGGCAAAAUAAAUUAUUAAAAUGAGAAACAUCUAUAUAUCAAUCUCUGAAGAACUUGUUACAUGUCUGUUAAAAGUAUAUUUAUUAAGUGUAUUAAUCUAACUCUGUUAAAAGUAUUUAUAUUAAUUAAUCCUUAGAUUUUUCGCGACAGAAUGUAACUGAAAAAAGAAUGAUAGAUACAUUCUUAGUUCUCCAUUGUGAGAGAGACAAAUAUAUAUAUGUAUUAAACUUAAAA